Molecule: messenger RNA, 510 nt
Organism: Parnassius mnemosyne (clouded apollo)
Lineage: Eukaryota; Metazoa; Arthropoda; Insecta; Lepidoptera; Papilionidae
Source: the annotation of a GenBank genome assembly
AUGUGGAAGUUGCGCCCUUUAGUAAAUAAAAUAAAGGCUAAUUUUAUGAAACAUUUUGUCCCUGAACAAAAUCUGUCAUUCGACGAAACUAUGGUCAAAUAUUAUGGCCAGCAUUCCUGUAAGCAAUUUAUCAGAGGAAACCCCAUCCGGUUGGGCUACAAGAUGAGCCUGUGUAUUCCAGAUGGUUAUUUGAAACAUUUUGAAGUUUAUCAAGGCAAGGCUCCAAAUGCCAAUCCACUUUAUGAACAGCAUUUUGAAAAAUGUGCUGCUCCUCUUCUAACAUUUAUCGAUGAGUUUACCGAUGAAAAAAAGAAAAUGCCUUAUCAUUUUUUCUUUGACAAUCUUUUUACAAGCUUGAAUCUUCUGAACUACUUUAGAAGGCAAGGAUAUGGAGCUACAGGCACAGUACGGGAAAACCACCUGCAGAAGUGUCAAAAAUUGACUUCGAACAAAAUGUUGAAGAAAAAGUCAAUAGGUUAUUACGAAUCUGCGAUUAGCAAAGAAAAGUAA